AUGGAUCUCCCCUCGCUCCGCCAGCUCAUCCACACGCAUCCCCUCAUUGACAACCAUGCCCAUAACAUUCUCUCCAGACGCCACGCCUGUGCCUACGAAAAACAUCCCUUUGAGCAGAUCAUCUCCGAGGCCCACGGGACGGCCCUGCAGAAUGCCACCUCCACGCUCGCCCUCUACCGUGCCACGCCGCAGCUGGCCCAGUUGUACGGCAUCAGCUCCGACAGCACCUGGGACCAGGUCAAGGCCGCACGGGGCGACUGGGUGCAGCGCGACUACGAAGGGCUCGUCCGCGCGUGUUUGGUUGGCACGCACAGCCUCCUGCUGGAUGACCUGUUGACCGCAGAAGACGUCGAACCGUAUCAUUGGCACGAUCGCUUUACGCCAGGACGCACCCGCCGCAUAGUGCGCAUUGAAACCCUGGCCGAGAAGACGCUUGCGUCGCUGGACAUUAACCCGGCCACCCUGGACAGCCACACGCAUCGCCAGACACUGCUUCACCAGUUCAUCGCCGGGUUCCGCGAUCGUCUCAAUCAGGCGAUCCUCGACCCCGCCGUGGUGGGGUUCAAAUCGGUCAUUUGUUACCGGACUGGGUUAGACGUCCAGGAGGUCGACGCCGGCGACCAGAGUCUCGAGACGGCUCUCGUCCACUGCUUCACCUUCGGCGCCCAGAACGGGAGCUUUCGCGUCGAGGACAAGCCGCUGAACGACUGGAUUGUGUGGACGACUGUGGAGGCGAUUGCCUCCCGCAAGGCCGCAGCCACCGCCGCCAACAUCGUGCCGAACAAGCCGCUGCAGCUGCACACGGGUCUGGGAGAUUCUGAUAUCAAUCUGGUGCUCGCCAAUCCCGCCUAUCUGCAGCGGCUGGUCGCCAGAUUCCGCAAUGUGGAUUUCGUCUUGCUGCAUUCUUCGUACCCGUAUACCCGCGAGGCGGGCUACCUCGCUAGCGUCUACGACAAUGUCUAUCUGGAUCUGGGCGAGGUCUUCCCUAUGGUGAGCCGGGACGCCCAGGAGCAAAUUUUACGGCAGAGUCUGGAUCUGGUGCCGACGUCGCAUUUACUUUGGAGCACCGAUGGUCAUUUCUUCCCAGAGACCUUCUAUCUCGCGAAUAUUCAGUUCCGCGCGGCCCUCGAAAUCGUGGCUAUCGAGUAUGUGAAGAAGGCCGACUGGACUGUCUCGCAGGCGAAGCAGGCCGUCGCCGAUAUCCUUUUCCACAACUCCAAUCGACUCUAUGACCUGAAUGAACCCCCUCCGCAAACAGAUACCUUGCAGGACCUCCCUCCCGGCACCCGUCUCGAAUGUUUCACGAAAGCCAACCCCGACAUCAAGCACGUCUGGAUGCAGUUCCUCGACUACACCGCCACCAUGCGCGUCCGCAUGUUCCCCAUGGCCGAAUUUACGAAGCUUGCCCGGCAGGAGCGUCGGCUGGGAGUCUGUGAGUGUCUCCAGCAGAUGAUCCAGGAUGAUCACGUUGCACCCGAAGGAUCCACGACGGGCCAGUUUUAUCUAGUCCCCGACCUGGACACGCUGCACCGCAACGUCGGCAUCCCAGGCUCCAACAGCGCGUCAGUCAUGACCUUUUGGCGACAGGAGGAGGACGCAUCGGCCCCCGUGCCGGGCUGCCCACGCACAUUGCUGCUGAACCUCGCCACUCGGCUCUCCAACGAAUAUCAGGUUGACGUGAGCUUCGGAUUUGAGAUCGAGGUCAUCUUCCUCCGUCCGGUCACCGACAAGGACGACCCAGAUACCAUCACCGGGUAUAAGCCCUGCGUCACCAACCAUUCCUGGUCGCAGAUGACCAGCCAGACGCGCUCCAUGGUCCCUCUCCUCGAGGAGAUUGUCGAUACGCUAGGAGCUCACGGCAUCGCCCUGCAGCAAUUCCACGCCGAGUCGGCCCCGGGUCAGUUCGAGUUCAUUCUUCCCCCAGGCCCGCCGUUGGCUGCGGUCGACACCCUCCUGCGCGCCCGGCAGAUCAUCACCAACAUUACCGAACAAAAAGGCUUCCGCGCUACGUUACACCCACGCCCCAUUCCCGGAUAUGCCGGCAGCGCAGCCCAUGCUCACAUUUCCUUGAAAAAGACCGAUGCGACUCAGGAACCGCCGUCGGCCGGAGUGGAAGAGUCCUUCUUGGCCGGUAUUAUGGAGCACUACGUGGCACUCAUGCCCUUCACGCUGUCACAGGAUGCCAGCUACGAUCGCGUGCAGUCCGGAUUGUGGGCCGGCAGCGAAUGGGUGACCUGGGGCACGCAGAAUCGCGAGUCUCCCGUCCGGAAGAUCGAGACGGCACACUGGGAACUGAAGUCGUUGGACGGACUGGCAAAUAUGUAUCUAGCCAUGGCGGCCUACCUGGCGGCGGGAUACAUCGGGCUGGAGAAGAAACUGAAGCUGCGCUUGAAGGACUGUGCUCACGACGCGGCAACCCUCACAGACGAGCAGCGACGGGAGCUGGGCAUCACGGAAAAGCUUCCCAAAUCGCUAGACGAGGCGAUAGAUGCGCUCCAGGCCGACUCGGAAUUGCAGGAGGUGCUCGGCGCCGAACUGGUGAAGGACUACCUCUGCGUCAAGCGCGAGGAGCGCGACCUGCUGCUUAAGAUGGAUGAGGACACCCGGCGGCGGUGGUUGAUCGCACGAUACUAA
This is a messenger RNA of Aspergillus terreus NIH2624, 2634 nucleotides long. It is a transcript of the gene fluG, whose product is annotated as extracellular developmental signal biosynthesis protein FluG. Gene Ontology annotation, molecular function: glutamine synthetase activity; hydrolase activity. The coding region runs from base 1 to 2634 and encodes 877 amino acids. The record is from RefSeq and is a predicted model, not a curated record. Lineage: Eukaryota; Fungi; Ascomycota; Eurotiomycetes; Eurotiales; Aspergillaceae. The transcript has 2 exons.